AUGACCGAAGAAAAGCCAAAACUUAGCAGGGACAUCCUGGAGUCUCACAGCAUCUUCUACGAGGACGACCCGUGGAGCGCAGGAGAUGAUGGUACUCCAGCCGGAAGGCUCCCAGACUAUGUUGAGGUAUUCAGACAAGCUCUCCUGAAUUUUGACAAGAAGAUACCAGAGGAGUGGAGAAUGGACUUGGAAAAAGACGGUGAGAGAUUGCGCACAGAGGAAUACAACGCUCUACCAGAAUCCGCCUACUUCCAACCCCUGCGAUACAGACCUCAGAAAUCUACUGUUGAAGGCAUUGAGAUCGAUGAAUGCAUGCGAAUUCUAGAUGAGUUUAGGGAAGGGAUCAGGAACUGGACGGAGGAUGACGUAACACAUUUUCUCCGCGUCAACAUCUUCAAGCGAUAUGAGGACGCCCAUCCAGACCGGACAAGUUACAAGUAA
Lasiodiplodia theobromae is the source of this 441-nucleotide messenger RNA. Its product is annotated as Bifunctional pyrimidine biosynthesis protein. The record is from RefSeq and is a predicted model, not a curated record. Lineage: Eukaryota; Fungi; Ascomycota; Dothideomycetes; Botryosphaeriales; Botryosphaeriaceae. The transcript has a single exon. Bases 1 to 441 code for a protein of 146 amino acids.